Molecule: messenger RNA, 594 nt
Organism: Wyeomyia smithii (pitcher-plant mosquito)
Lineage: Eukaryota; Metazoa; Arthropoda; Insecta; Diptera; Culicidae
Exons: 1
Coding region: 1-594 (197 amino acids)
Biological process (GO): DNA integration
Molecular function (GO): nucleic acid binding
Source: RefSeq, a predicted model, not a curated record
AUGCCUCAAAGCCUAAGACUGCGAACACUUGACUUAGCACAUGAGGGUCACCCGGGUAUGACGAUCAUGAAGCAACGUUUGCGUGCGAAGGUAUGGUGGCCAAAAAUCGAUACUCAGGUUGAUAAGUACGUUAAGGAUUGCCGUGGAUGCAUGCUAGUAGCAGCACCUGCUGUCCCGGAACCGAUGAAGCGUAGAGAAUUGCCUACAGAGCCUUGGCAACACUUGGCUAUCGAUUAUCUCGGACCACUUCCAACUGGACACUACUUGUUUGUGGUUGUCGAUUAUUUUAGCCGCUAUAUCGGGGUUGAGAUAAUGGAGAAGAUUGAUUCGAGAGAGACCAUUAAGAGGUUAACUACAAUUUUCGCUCGAUUUGGUCUGCCGAUUUCUAUCACUGCAGAUAACGGUCCACAAUUAGCCAGUGAAGAAUUUCGAGUAUAUUGUGACACGAACAACAUCCAGUUGAUCAAUACCAUUCCUUACUGGCCACAACAAAACGGUGAAGUGGAACGACAAAAUCGUUCCAUUUUGAAAAGACUUUCCAUUAGCCAGGCGACCAAUGCAGACUGGGAAUCGGAGUUAAAUAAAUAUCUGUAG